AUGAGGGACAUGCUUAUGUUCAUUGGUUUCUCCAUUAAGUCUUAUUUCAUACAUCCCUUUGGGAAGGGAACUGUGCACAGCUUGGUAAAUGAGAGAUGAGCAUUUUGGCUCUAACCUGCACAUUGUGUUUAUCUGGUCUCUGUAAAAAGGAGCAUUAGACCUAGAAAAUUCUUGAGCUGCUAGUAUGUAAACCAAGUUGCAUGGAAUGGUAAGUUUUCAUAUAUCAGAUACUAAAUCCUUUUAAACUUACCAAUUGAACUGCUUGUAAAUUUUGUAUCCUUUUAAAUGAAGAGUUGUGUUAAAAACAUUGAUUUUGAUUAAGGGUCAGUGAAUGUUUAAAAAUAGGACUCAGUUGUUUCUCACUUCCAAAAUACGGACCUAAAGCUUUGAGUAAAUUUAACUGCAUUUGUGCACUUUUGUUUAUUUCUGUCCUAAUGCAGUGUAGAUGCCAGACCUGCCUCCUUUCCAGGAGGAAGCUAGGCUUUGGGGAAUGAGUAGGAAAGUAAAAUCUGUAGAAAGGAGCUAUAAUUAUUAACGUGUGCUUUGGAGUGUGUAACUCUUUUGUAAGCGCCCGAUGAUACUUGAACUCCAGUUAAAUAAUUGAGUUGCAUUUUACUGAAAAGUCAAAAAUCCCUUAAUCUUCCAAUCUACUGCAUUAAAAAACUUGACAAGGUUGAUUUUACUUUAGCUGGUUAAUCUGAUUGUUGCCUCUGUUUUGUUAGUCAAGGGGAUGGUCCUUCAAGUACGUGUGUGUGCCAUUGACAUGCUGAACCUCAAAUACAAAUAAAUUUUGCAUACUGAGGUCUAAGAGAUCAAAGGAAGUUUUCUGUUAAAGGUUUUUUGUGUUUGAGUAGUCCAUCAGUAUUUUCUCUUGCAGCUUAAAUUUUAUACAAUCUAAAAUGUUAGACUGCUUUAUCUUCUUGUUUCAGAAAGACUUGGAGAGCUAGUGUGUAUGAAGUGAAAUGGAAGCUAGGGAAUGGUAGCCAUGAUAUUCCUAACUAUUGUUAGCUUAUAUCACAAGAAAAAUCAGGAAUAUGAGCAUAAGCGAGGACUUCUCACCCAUGCUUUGGCAGAAAUCAGUUAUGAAUUUUUAUUGUAAAAGACCCAAAUAAAGUUUAUAGUGAAGCCAUGUUUGAGCCCUCAAUUAGGAUUUUAGCUUGUAAGGGAGCAUGAUAGCUGGCUGACUCACCAGCUACAUCUCCUGCAUGUGUCAUUGCCUGACUUGGUUUAAUUUGUUCUCCACAUAUUAGAAUGCUAUUAACUUGGAAGCAGGAAGGAGACUGGGUCUAUGGAAUGCUAUAAAACUGGCUUGAAACCACAUAUACAGUUUCAGACCCAAUUAUGUCUGACUUCUUUUUGUAUGUAGAGUAGUAUGGAGAUUGCUUCCUGUAUUCUGGAAGUUCCCAUUUCUUUCUCUUUUCAUGAAGAGAUGAAAUCUUUGAAACAAAUGAUACAUACAGUAGUGUUUGUGUAAGGCUUGCAGUUAUUUUUACUUUGUCACGAGGUUAGAAUAAUUGAGACGGUAUUUCAAGAUAGCUGUAAUCUUUUGGGUAAUCAAGAUAUCAAGAUAUAAUUGUUUGAUACAAAUGUUCCUCAGGGAAAUGCAGGAAAAAGGUAGUAAGCAAAUUCAACAUGUACAGUGAAAUACCUUUUUAAAAGAAAUCUAAAUAGACUUUUUUAGAAAAAACAGGUUUUGUCUGGCAAAUGCAAGUACAAGGAGUGCUAACAUAAUUAGGCUUUCUGAAAGGUGAUGCACAUUACCUGAGUAUUCUCAGGGAAAGAGGCUUAUACAUUUGUGUGGAAUGUUGCAGUCUACCUUUAGCUGACCUUACUUAAAAUAUUUUCUAUGCACCCUCAUUGCAGUAUUCCUUUGAGUAAUUUGGAAAACUAAACACAGUAUUGUAUUCCUCUUGGUAAUAAAGCCCUGUGAUCAUCAGCUAAUUAGGGAUACUAAACAUAAAGUUGAGAUACUGAAUUUUAUAUAUUUUAGUUGGCAUAUAUGUGUGCCGCAUAUCAUGCAUCUGUGUUUAGUAUCAAUACGAACAUUUAUUAUCUUUGCAAUAUCUUAGAGGAUGUAGCAGACAGGUCUGUGUCUUGCCUGAUUGACUUAUCAAGUGGCUGAGAGUUGCUGGUAGUUCUGUUUUCCCAGUGGAAACUGUGUAAGAAUACAAAGUCUUUGGUAAUUAAGUCUUGUGUCCCCCCAUCGUUUUAAAGAUCAGUGUUCAAGCUCAAAAUUCACACCUUUCUUUAGGAGGGAUCUGCAUGACUUUAGGCAGGCAGAAGCCAAUGAAUAGUUCCUGUGCUCUGGGUUCCUUGGCAAGCUGGGAGCAGUGUAGCUGUUAAUAGGAUUGGGAGCCUGAGUGAGUGUGUCUGCUUUAGAGCUGGGAGAUGCCUGCUCAGUUCCGUGUGUCCUCCUGCACAGGGUAAGGAAGAUGUGCCCCUGCCUGCUUGUUUCCAGACCAGCCAUCUUCAAGGGAAGGAGUUGGUGUCCCAAGAGUGGGCUGGAAGUGGCAUUUUUGAUCAAAAUCUAGGAUAAAUUGACAGGUUCUCGAGUGAUCACCCUCCAGAGGAAAAGCAUGUUUUUACAAUUGGUUGAUUCUAUCUUUGAUCACACAUCAAUAAUAAUUAGUAAUAGCUUGAGCAUCCUGAUGGUGUUCUUGAUGGUGUGGCAUACAUCCCAGCCAAUGUAGGUUACCUUUGUACUCUUUAAAGGUAACUUGGAUUUCAGCAUCCAAAAAACGCUGGGAAUAAGAAGGAAACCAAUUCUCUUUGCAGAGCUGAACAAGUGGCUGAGGUGAGUUGAGCAAAGAAUGCUGUUCACUGGGACUCCCAGCCUGGGCUGGUCAGCUGAGCGGGGAUGGAGAGCUCCCUGGACCUGGGAGGUGUUGGCACUCGGGAGGGUCUGGGCUCGAGCUCUGUGUGUGUCAAUGGUUUCAGAUAGAUGGCUAGAAAUAGUUUUGGGGUACUCAUUCUCUGAUACAUUCUAAUGCACCUCUGAGCUGCCCUGAGAAACAGUAUUGUUAGGUACAUUGUUAUGACUGACUUAACUGCUGCCUUGCAUGGUGUUCUUGACCAUAUAUUUUUUAUAUUCUUCACACUUUUGAGUUAAUUUUAAUGCCCAGUGAUAUGUUGGUGAAUGAAUGUUAGCAAGAUUUUUAGCAAGAUUUCUGUCCCUACACCAGCCCCCCUUCAGUUGUCUUACUGUACAGUAUAAGCCUCAUCAUUUAUAGGCCAGAUUGACCUUGAAUUUUGUUUUAUGCCUUAAGUCUUUCCAGUUACUUUACUUUGUGAAAAGAUAAAAAUUGAAUGUAUGGGGUUUUUUUCCUGUUUGCACCACAUAGGGUAUUACUCAAAAUCAUUGCUUUUCUAAUCCUUAUACCUAAGAUUCUUAGAGCUGUGACUCCUAAAGCCUGCUGUGUAUGGCAGUAAUUUUACUGUGUUAAGAUUGGCCCUGGUUCUGCCAGCAUUUAUUUUUGGAAUUACUUGUGAUAUUUUAAGCAGUUUAAAGCCUUUGAGAAAAUAAUCAGUCUUAAGUGAGAUGUAUGGGUUACCUUCAUUAUAAUGUGAUUUUAUUCAAAGUGAAACAGCAGUAAUUUAUCCUUUCAUAGCAAUAGUGAAUAAAGGAUAUAGACUGAAUGAAAUAUUAAUGCAUGUAUUAAACUUAGAAUUUUGAAACCUCUAGUAAUUUUCAUUCCUUUCUUUUAUAAAAGAUGGUGUCAAAUGCUAGUGUUGGAAGCGAUUUUUUUCCAAGAUUAUAUUUAAAAGAUAUGUAUUAGGAUCUUUGUGUUUUGGGUUGUUGCAGGGUUUUUUUCCUUUUUUUCUUCUUUUUAUAUACCUGACUUUUGCUGUCCGACAGUGACAAGAACCAACUGGAACCUUUCUGAUGCUUAUGUUGGUAUCUUACUAUCCCCACCUGUGGUUUGCAUCCUUGCUUCUGAAGACUUCCAGAAAAAUUUGAUACCAUUUUCAGAAUGAAUGCUAAGCAUAUGGAAAUUGAAAAUUUCUUCUAGGAGAGCUCUUAGGUGUCAUGUUGUUGUUGGAGAGUAAGUGGGAAUGUUGAUUACCACAUGUUUGGGUUUGGCCUGUGUUGUUCUGCUUGUUUUCUGAAGGCAUUCAGUGGGUCUUCUUUUUGAUAUGAAGGGAAAAUAAAAUACUGAUGGAUUUGAUUGACAAGAAAGUUCUUUGUAGCAUUGUAUCCAAAUAAAAGCUUCUGUUUCAGCAAUCGGUCACUAAGUCUAUAUAUUGUGCUUCAGAUAAAUGCACAGUGUGAUGAGCUGGAGUGUUUUAUUUCUGUUGAAAUUUUGCUUUAAUUAGAUUCUAUUGGAGGAUCUUGGGAAGGGAUUUUUAUUCCCUGUAGCACAGUGUCUUUAGUAUCUUAGUAAUUAUUUAUAGGCUGUACUGCAGAAUUCUUUGUGGCAUUGAGUAAUUCAGUGUUUUGAGGAAAUCAGCAAAGUUCAAAAUAAAUAGUUACCAGCAACACCACUUCAGAAGUUCCUCUUAGCCUUCGUUUUGCCAAGUUUUACCAUUUGCUAGGCAGCUGGCUCUUGCUCUAAGGUGCACCUGGAUUUCCUCUCAGUUGGGCUGGGGAGGGAUUAAACUCUUGAGUUACUGUGUGUCAAAGCCUCUCAUAUUUACAGAUGCUGGAGGGAAGCUCUAGUGAGGGGUUCACUGGAAGAUGCCUCCAACAGCUGCUCUUCUGUUCAUUGCACUGGUCAAGAAGUACCAGCAGAUAAUGAUCAGCACCAGUUAACCUUUGCUUUCCCAGGCCCACUGCUUUCCUGACUCUAGCAGUACCUCUUGCUUUUUCCCCAAAACCCUGGAGUCUGGCCAGGCACUGGCAGUGGGACUGGGGAUCAAGAGCACUUGUAGGAGUGACCUGAAGAGAAAGUGAGGAGAGAAAAGAGGCAGCAGUGUGAUGCCUUACUGUGAGACUUUGAGCUGUUGUGGAUUUAUGGGCAUAGAUUCUUGGUGACUGUUUUCUGCACACUGGCAAUGUAAAGGAUUCUUGGUGUACAUCAGAAAUGUGGCACCCCUAAUCCUUGUCCUGGCACUUUAGGGAUUAGUGAAGGUGAGCAGUGGGUGGUCUGGGGGGUUACACUGAUAUUCUGCUUCAGUGUCUAUCAGUAAAGUAGUUGAUUGAUUCUAUAUCUAUAUUUCUACAGUUUCUGUGCCAUUAUUUUAGUUUAUCAAGAUGUUUUAAAAUAAGCUUUUAUUUCUAUUUAUUUUUAUAAUGGAAAGUCGGAGCUGAUCCUGGAUCCUGUGGUAUUUCUGUACUGCAGAGAUGAGCUCUGUGGCGACAGACAAGGUUGCAGGCAAGCUGAGCUCCACUCUCUCAUGGGUGAAGAACACGGUGUCGCACACCGUCAGUCAAAUGGCCAGCCAGGUGGCGAGUCCAUCUGCCUCCCUCCACACCACAUCCCCCUCCACCACUCUGUCCACACCCGCCCUCUCACCAUCCUCACCGACACAGCUCAGCCCUGACGACUUGGAAUUACUGGCGAAACUUGAGGAGCAGAACAGACUCUUGGAAACAGAUAGCAAAUCCUUACGAUCAGUAAAUGGGUCAAGAAGAAAUAGUGGCUCUUCCCUUGUAUCUAGCUCAUCAGCUUCUAGCAAUCUCAGCCAUCUUGAAGAAGACUCGUGGAUCCUGUGGGGGCGGAUUGUGAAUGAAUGGGAAGAUGUACGGAAAAAGAAAGAAAAGCAAGUUAAGGAGCUGGUUCGAAAAGGGAUACCUCAUCACUUCAGAGCAAUUGUUUGGCAACUUUUAUGCAGUGCUCAAAGCAUGCCAAUUAAGGAUCAGUAUUCAGAGCUUUUAAAAAUGACAUCUCCUUGUGAAAAAUUAAUAAGAAGGGACAUUGCUAGAACAUACCCUGAGCAUGAUUUUUUCAAAGAAAAAGAUAGCCUUGGGCAGGAGGUCUUGUUCAACGUAAUGAAGGCUUACUCUUUGGUGGAUCGUGAGGUUGGAUACUGUCAAGGAAGCGCUUUUAUAGUUGGAUUACUGCUUAUGCAGGAACAUCUUCCGGAGCUUUAUGUGCACUUUCAGUCUCAGAGUUUUCACACUUCUAUGUAUGCAUCGUCAUGGUUUUUAACUAUAUUCCUUACAACUUUUCCACUACCAAUUGCAACGAGAAUAUUUGAUAUCUUUAUGUCUGAGGGUUUAGAGAUAGUAUUUAGAGUAGGUUUAGCAUUACUUCAGAUGAACCAGGCAGAAUUACUGCAACUUGACAUGGAAGGAAUGUUACAGCACUUUCAAAAGGUCAUUCCACAUCAGUUUGACAGUGGUCCAGACAAAUUAAUCCAAGCAUCUUAUCAAGUCAAAUACAAUGCAAAAAAGAUGAAAAAGCUAGAAAAAGAGUACACUACAAUAAAGACAAAAGAAAUGGAAGAACAAGUCGAAAUUAAAAGGUUACGAACUGAAAACAGACUCCUAAAACAGCGCAUCGAAACACUAGAAAAAGAAAGUGCUUCCUUGGCAGAUAGAUUGAUACAGGGACAAGUGACAAGGGCCCAGGAGGCUGAGGAAAACUACCUCAUAAAACGGGAGCUGGCCACCAUCAAACAGCAGAGUGAUGAGGCCAAUACUAAGCUGGAGCAAGCUGAGAAUACCAUCAGGGAGCUCCAGCAACAGCAGCAAUGGCAUAAAUGCAGUUCACGAUACAGUGAAGACUUUGUGCUACAGCUGGAAAAAGAGCUGGUCCAAGCCAGGCUGAGUGAAGCAGAAUCCCAUUGUGCCCUGAAGGAGAUGCAAGAUAAAGUUCUAGAGAUGGAAAAGAGGAACAGUUCCCUUCCUGAUGAGGAAAAUGUUGCCAGACUACAAGAAGAACUGAUUGCAGUAAAAUUAAGAGAAGCAGAAUCUUUGAUGGGUCUCAAAGAACUAAGGCAGCAAGUCAAAGAUUUGGAGGAACACUGGCAGCGUCACCUAGCUCGUACCACUGGAAGAUGGAAAGAUCCUCCCAAAAAAAAUGCAGUGAAUGAGCUCCAGGAUGAGCUGAUGACAGUGCGCUUGAGAGAAGCAGAAACCCAGGCUGAGCUGAAAGAGACCAAGCAAAGAAUGAUGGAGGUGGAGACACAGAAUCAGAUCAACAGUAAUCACUUACGAAGGGCAGAGCAGGAGGUUACCAACCUACAGGAGAAGGUGCAGUAUCUUUCUGCACAGAACAAAGGACUCCUGGCUCAGUUGAAUGAAGCAAAACGUAGACAGGCAGAGAUUGAAUGCAAGAGUAAAGAAGAAGUGAUGGCAGUACGGCUCCGUGAGGCAGACCGCAUUGCAGCUGUGGCAGAACUCCAGCAGCACAUUGCUGAAUUAGAAAUCCAGAAAGAAGAAGGAAAAAUUCAAGGGCAGCUUAAUAAAUCUGAUUCUAACCAGUACAUCAGAGAACUGAAAGAUCAGAUAGCUGAGCUGCAUCACGAGAUCAAAUGUCUAAAAGGCCAGAGAAGCUUCUCAGACCAACCCACUUUUGAUGGGAUUCACAUUGUCAACCAUUUCACAGGAGAUGAUGAAUCAUUUCAUUCUUCUGAUGAAGAUUUUCUAACUAACUCCAUACAGGAGAGUGGGGUGAACUUUCAUCUUCCCAGGAGGACUGGUCAGAUAUCUUUGGAUCACACACUCGUAGACAGCAGUGACAGUGAUACUGAGGAAAGUGCCCUUCAGACUGGAAAUUCAGACAAGAUGGUUUCCAAGCAGAGAAGAACAGAAUCUUACUCUACUACUGUGUGAUUAUCACUGUGACUAGCACUGAAGACUUCCAUAUUUCUUUAAGGCUGAAAUUUUGAGGGAACUGAAACCAUCCAGCAGUUGGUUUAGGUAACUAUUGGAUUGGUCUGGCCUGUGAUAAAUAUAUACAAGUACUGUCUAUCUGCCUUCUCUCUUUGCCAAAUCUUGCUAAUGACAUACCAUUGCCAUAAAACAGGCUGGGAAGAAGUUGAUGGAUGACAGUUUUGACAGUAUUACUGAAUGUUCUUUGGUUUAGAAACUGCAAAUAUAUUAUUUCUUUAAUGUGUAAGAAGCAGUUUUGCUGUUCACAAACACAGGAAUUAUUUUCCUCAAAAGAAAUUGCUUUUGUGCAAUAUUUUAUGCUCUGAACAAAUGUGUAUGUUUUACAUUGUUAUCCUUUUGUGAUCAAGAUGGACCCUAGUAAACCAUCUGAUCAUGACACACAUAUAUAUAUAAUUAUCUUAUGCUUCUCAAUUAGUUUUGGUUUUUUACUAAAGUUAUUGGAUGCCCACAGAAGGCUUGAAAGGCAAGCCUUUAUCUGUACUACUUCAUAUAUGCAAAUAAUGGUCACUAAUGUCAUAAAGGUGUUUUUCACCAUUUUCACUUAAAUCUAUGUGCAUCUGCUUUUGAUGUUGCUAAAUAAUAAAUGGUCUGAAUAUGUUAAUUACAAUAAUGUUUAUUUUGUACAUAUUUAUGUAUCUACACCAAGCUGAAAAUGUACAUUACUCCAUUUUAUAUGAGGAAUGUAAAUGUUGCGAUAUUACUGUCUCUGGUAUUCUAACAGGAAAAUGAAUUCUGUAUAUACACACUAAAAGUGAAUUACUAAAUAAAGGCAAAACACUAACUUUGCAUUAAGUUUCAGCCUAGCUACACUAACAGGCUCAUGUCAGAAAUGCUUGUUCAAAACACUAUUGACUGAAAUCUUUUACCUUCAUGUAUAUGUAAUGAAAAUAAAUUUUUCAUGAUUUAACAA
This is a messenger RNA of Agelaius phoeniceus (red-winged blackbird), 8687 nucleotides long. The record is from RefSeq and is a predicted model, not a curated record. Lineage: Eukaryota; Metazoa; Chordata; Aves; Passeriformes; Icteridae.